Oikopleura dioica is the source of this 1503-nucleotide messenger RNA. NCBI's taxonomy places the organism in Eukaryota, Metazoa, Chordata, Appendicularia, Copelata, Oikopleuridae. The record is from the annotation of a GenBank genome assembly.
AUGGAAGAGGCUUUGAAGUCACUACUGCACCGGUCCAGAAACGAGCUGGCCAAGGUCGACAAAAACCUAAAGAUCGAAAAUGCUAAACUGCCGAAAAAGCCUCGAAUUGAAAAAAGGCCUCCAACGAGUGGAAUUCAAUUGCAUUUGUUCCAGAAUGGCUAUCAGCUGGUGCGUGGAGACUCAAAACAAUCAUCAUCCCUCAUUCCAUACUCCAAUAAAGACAUAUUAGACGAGGUCAGCGCGGGUCGAAUUCCGCUGAGCAUCACUAGUUGGUUAGAAUCCGAUAAGCUGCUAAUGAAAAACGGGGAGCUUGAACUCACUAUCGUCGAAAGAGGCUCCUCCGGAAACGUUCUUUCAACCGAAACGUUGACGCUUUACCAUUGUAACACUGCGCUAGAAUCGCAACAGAUCCUCAACGAAACCCGUCAGAUCUAUCGCUGGUCUGACAAGGACCGUCUUAUUUUAGAUUCGUGCCUAUCGCUAGCAACAAGCGAUCCGCUAUGCUUAGAGCCAGAUCCAAUCGUCCAUCUCAUCCAAAAUCGUGCCAGUAGAAAUCCGUUUCAAGCCGAAAACUCUUCUUUUAACUGUCGUCGCCCGUCGUUAUCAGCAACGUCCACCAGUGUACCUCCAAUUGACCGUUCUUCCAUUCACCCCGGUGUCAAAACAAAUCACGACAGGCAAAACAACAAGCAACAUCAAGUAGCAAAAGCUUCUCCAGAGACUUCUACUCAACCAACUCCUCCUCUUCCAGAUGUCCCUAUUGUCAAAAUGCCCGCCAUAGUACCCUCCUCAAAUGUGUCUAUUCGCCGAGAGAUUCAAAUCAAGUCCCAGCUCGGACGGAGCAGUCAACUUGUCACUAUCGAGAUCAUCCGAGAUUCAAUUCUGUCUGGUUACACUGGCAAAGCACUUUGUCAGCAGCUAACGCCGACAGGAUGCCUCUCCCCAGGCUCAGUCGUAUCUCACGAGUUCGAAGCCGCCUCGCCCAGAGAAGCUGAACUUCUGGCUCAACAGUACGUGAUGCUGUACUGUAACAACAGCCCGAAAAAUGCGACGAUUACUGUCACGGAAGAUAGUAUGGCCGACGAAAGCGUUCCAGUUCCAGAGACCGAGCCACUCAACCUCGAAGAGGACUUGAAAAAGCUCGAGGACGAAAUCAACACCCUCAAGCAGGUCCUUUCAUCGAAAGAGCAACAAGCUUCUGAGCUGAGGAAAAAGCUCGGAAUCACGCCUCUUCAGCAGCUUCAAGCGAAGAUGGACGCCUUUGGAAAGUCCGAAACAGUGCAGAAGACUUCAGCUAAACUCAACGAAGUUGGCGAUGUUACUGGCAAGGCCUUGACCGACUUUGGUCAAUCGGUUUCCAGCAAAUUCUCCGAAAUGAAAUCGUCUCCUUCCUUCCAGUCCUUUGAGCAGAAGGUUGGUGGCUUCUUCGGUCGCAGCUCUACCACCACGUCUCCGCCUGCUGCCACUCCAACUGAGCCAGCAAAGGAAUUGUUUCAGCCAUAA